This is a messenger RNA of Coffea arabica (coffee), 913 nucleotides long. RefSeq lists its product as uncharacterized. Lineage: Eukaryota; Viridiplantae; Streptophyta; Magnoliopsida; Gentianales; Rubiaceae. Gene Ontology annotation, molecular function: cysteine-type peptidase activity. The record is from RefSeq and is a predicted model, not a curated record. Gene Ontology annotation, biological process: proteolysis.
AAUCCCCUUAUCCAUGCAAGAAAUUCUCAACUGUGUAAAAAGGAGGGAUGGGGCCAGAGAUGAAGACAUCAAACAACAGAGAUUUGAAGCAUACCACACAAUUAGACUCUUUGACUAUGCUAAAGCAAGAGGUCUUACCCUGAGUAGUGAAUAUCCGUAUAUUCAUGACUGUAUUAGUUGUCGGCCGCCCCUUCAGGCAACGAGAAUUUUUGUCACUAGCUACGAUAGUCGAACCCUACUCCCUGACCAUGAACUCAAGGCUGACCAAGUGCAAAAGCAAAAACGAGAAGUUGAUGACAUAAUAAAAGGGUUUCCAGUUGUUGGUCUAAUGUCUUUAUAUUACCCCAACUUCAAGGAAUCUGGAGAAAUUGGCCAGGGAGUAUAUAAAGGAAAAUCUUCAAUCGACAGAUACAUUGGGGAACAUGCCGUGCUCCUAACUGGUUUUGACAAAGAAGAAGAUGGAACAGAGGUUUUUGAAUUCAAAAAUACAAGCGGUUUAGCUUUUGGUGCCCAAGGAUUCGGCAAACUCAAAAGAGAUCUCAUCUUUAGUAUAUCAUAUCCCAAAGGAGUGUUAAAAGUUGACAAAAUAGAUAAGGAUGGGAUAGGACACAAAUAUAUAAUGGUAAGAGGGUUGCAAAUUCAUGUUGCUGAGAUAGGGGCCGGAUCUAGUGUUGUGUUGUUCUGCUACGGGUUUCCCGAAAUGUGGUACUCAUGGCGUUACCAGAUGCUUGCGGUAGAUAAAUGCCCAUGCAAAGCAGCCCGAAAAGAAAGUUGCCUUCUUUUCUCCUAUCUGAACCAACCAACACCCCCCUCAGGGGAUAAUGAUAAUGGGGUGGGAGAAAGGAACAAGGCAUAUAUUUGGCAGGGAAAAUUGAGUAAUUUGUUUACUUAACGGAUGCUUGUCAUAAGAAUU